Messenger RNA from Scleropages formosus (Asian bonytongue), 3408 nucleotides. It is a transcript of the gene rbbp8, whose product is annotated as retinoblastoma binding protein 8. The transcript has 23 exons. Gene Ontology annotation, molecular function: damaged DNA binding. Lineage: Eukaryota; Metazoa; Chordata; Actinopteri; Osteoglossiformes; Osteoglossidae. Gene Ontology annotation, biological process: DNA repair; DNA double-strand break processing involved in repair via single-strand annealing. The coding region runs from base 516 to 2900 and encodes 794 amino acids. The record is from RefSeq and is a predicted model, not a curated record.
CAGAGCGGGAAAACCGAAAGGAGUACGUAAGAAGAAGCCUGAGCAGGUCACAACUUGCUCCAUACACAAGGGAGAGGCUGAUACGGCACUUUGAGAGCAAGGCACAGAUCCUGACCCCAGGCUUACAUGAUGAGGCCCAGUGCAGAGUGCCCAGGAGUGUAGUGCACACCACCCGUAUCACACCUGCUAUCACAGCAGUGCCAGGACCAGUUCUGGACCACCCUGGAGACCCUGCUUUACGUUAAACAUUUUUCAGUAGUCACUGAGAGGUGAGAAUAUGAUGGCUGUGUUCUGGAAGACUGCCUCACAUUGUCCAUCUGUCCCUUAUCAUCAGGUUCCAUGGGACUGUUCUGUCAGCUCAAGUAGCAUCUCUACCACUUGGAAAUAGACUGAGUUAAAUCAAGAGCUUCUCCUAGCAGGUUGCUUUUAUAUAGGUCUGAGGGUUGUUUGACCAGCAGCAGCUUUCCAGCCAUGUGAAAUAGAUUUAAAAAAAAAAAAAAAACAGCUGGAAGAGGAUGAACAGCUCAGCAGUCAAUAUUGGAAGCCCUGGUUCAGGAAUGGCCCCAGAAGUACCCUGUGAUCUCUUCAAAGAACUGUGGAUGCGGUUGAAGGAGUGUCACGACGACGAGGUGCAAAGUCUGCAAGGUAAAAUAAACAAGCUUAAAAAGGAGCGAUGUUUGGAUGCCCAGCGGCUGGAGGAGUUCUACAGCAAAAAUCAGCAGCUGCGGGAGCAUCAGAAAGUCUUGCAAGAGAAUGUCAAAGUUCUGGAGGACAGACUGAGAGCUGGGCUGUGUGAUCGUUGUGCAGUUACCGAGGAGCAUAUGAAGAAGAAGCAAGUGGAGUUUGAGAAAGUGCGGCAACAGAACCUGCGGCUCAUCACUGAACUCAUGAAUGAGAAGAACAGUCUCCAGGAUGAGAACAAGAAGUUGAACCAGGAACUGGAACACCUGCGCACCUCAGAGUCUCGGAAGGUCAGGGUCACGAUCCCUGACGCUGAGGAGGGCAUAAUACCAGACUCCCCAGUGCGCCAGGCAUCCAUGCCCUUAGUCAACAAAAUGAGACGUAGGAAGGAUGGUCGGCAUGUCCGCUAUGCAGAGAAUCCUGGACUGGUGUCCCAGAUGUCCAUUCUUAUUGAAGAACAUAGGGAGGGUGAUUAUACAGAAACCGUGACUGGUCAUGACAAAAGUGUACUUGUGCCAGAAACGUGCGAGAUGGAUGAAUCCCUGCGCACGAAAGUACACGGAAAAUUUGGAAGGCCUGGUAUGUCAGUAGUUGCUGAGACUUGUGGACUAGAUCUCCCUGAGGAGGAAUCCCAGAGUGUGCUGGACUCUGUAACUACAUCAGAGCUUAUUGAGGACAAUGCUAUUCAAAAGACUGGCUCCAUGAAGGGAAAUGAAAGAAGUUCCAGGCAUUUCUCAACGUCUCCAGAUUCUUCCAGCAACCUAGAAUGUUCACAACACUUGAAAACUUCAAGGUCUUUGAAUUUAGUGAAACUUCAAGAAUCCAAAAUAAAUGGUUCACCUUCUGUUCUGCAAGAUAUUAACCCUAACAAUUUGGAACACCUCCGGGCAGAGGUCAUUUCACAUACUUCACCUUUCAAAAUCAGCCUUUUAAGCAGGCUGUGCUUGCAGAACAAUGAGAAGCUUCAAGGACCUCUGGGCCAGGACCAGACUGUCACCAAAAAUGGCUUUGUCUGUAAAAACAGAAUGGAUUCCAAGAACGGUGAAAUCAAUGACUUGGUUGACAAACCUCUUGAUUUGUCGGACCACUUGCCAGGCAUCAGUCUAAUAGAGAAGCCUGGGGCUCUGUCUAAGGACAAGAUGAAGCAGGCUACUGUGGUGGAGAAAGGCCAAGAAAAGUCUUUGCUAUCGGUGUUGAAGGUCUACAAUGGCAGCGAGCCAUCUGACUAUCAAGAAGACCCCAAUCUGAAAGAUGGCUGCCACAGUUCUUCAAAGCAGAGCAAACAUUCGCCAUCAUUUAAGAUGCCCUCCACUCCACCUCGUGCUAAGACCAUCACCCAGCAGCUUUUUGAUGUACUGGUCCCGGAAAUCCAGGAGCCAGUCAGGAAGAAGUUGCGCACGAAGAAGGACUCCGAGACCGCCGUGGUGUUGCAGUCCAAAUUCUGUUCAAGAAUGAAGAAUACUCCUCCACAUGAGCUGGAUGACAAGCAGUCCUUAAUGGUUGAUCAGACAUGGAGCGUGGAUCCUGGAGCCAACCUUUCUCAGUACAUGACUAACUGCCCACCUCAGACAAAGCAGGGUGCCCCCACGUCUGAAGAUGAGACAGUCGACACAGACUGCACCUUUGUCAGCCACAGCAUACUUCUGAAAAGCACAAAGCAGAACAUGGACAGCACUUGCCUUGGGGUUGGGCAGAAAGCCAAUGACAGCCUUGCUGACAUCUUUGACAGGAUGACUUAUGGAGAGUACGAGUCAUGCCCUCAGGUGGAGGAGUUAGAGCUGGAACACAAGGAACAGGAGGAGGAAAUGGAAGAGUGUGUGGACACAGCAAAUGAAAGACUCACAGUUCCUCCAAAUCAAGUUAAGUCUCAUGUAAAUAAUAGUGACAGAAGAAAAGCCUCCUUCCCUCAUGUGGAAGUGGUACGUAAGAAGGAAGAAAGGAAGAAACUAAAAGGUCAUACAUGCAAAGAAUGUGAAAUAUACUACGCAGGACUCUCAGAGGAAGAGAGGCAGAAGAAGCUUUCAGCUUGCUCCCGACACCGCUUUCGAUACAUCCCACCCUCCACACCAGAAAAUUUCUGGGAAGUGGGCUUCCCUUCUACACAGACCUGUGUAGAACGAGGGUACAUUAAGGAAGAUGCCAAGCCACAUCAACGGGUGAGAAGGAGAAGACCAUACAAUGCCAUUUUCUCUCCAAAAGGAAAGGAGCAGACAACAUAAACGUUUACAGCUGAAACAUGGCAAAAUAAAGUUUUAAACAAGUGGCUAUACCAUUCCUAUUUUUUUCCCUGGUUAUAUGGUGAACCAAUAGACCCUUAGGAUAUAUGCCACUGCUUUUAACUUGAAAUGAAUGUAAGUCUGUUCCUUUUUACCUUGUCUUAUGCAUGUGGAAAGGAAAUGUCCCAUUUUUGAAACUAUCCAGUAGUGUGUCAUCUAGUAAGAUGAUGCCUUUGUGAUAUUGGGUCGACUCAGUGAGACACUAUUCAUAGCAUGCCACACUUCUGAAAAAUACUUUGCAAUUUAAAACUGUGGAAGUAUUAUGACUAAAUCUGUUUAUCUUUAAUAUAAGAAUUAAGCCUUAGUACUUAAAAGAUGGAAAACAAGCCACACUUGCUCUCCAUAUGUUUUUGCACAGCAGUUGAGACUCCAACAACUCUGAAGCUGAUAGUUCUCUAAAUGCCUUAAUUAUCACUUUGUUUUCCUGCAGUUAAUAAUUAUAUUAAACACU